UUUCUUUUGUAGGCCAUAAAGAAAAGCAAAGCUUGGCUUGAGAAACUUUAAACAUCAAGGCCAGCCUUGUUCAUAAGCACCUGCAAACAGGAGAGACAGAGAGAGAGAACCCAUCAUUCCAAAGCAAAAGCGAGAGAGAGAGAGAGAGUGAGAGAGAGAGAGAGAGGGAGGAAAUUCAAGGGAGAAGGGUUUCCGAGAAGAGAGAGAAAGAUGAUGCAAACACAGAGGCAGGCAUAUGAACAACAGCAACAAGCACUCACACAAUCAGGGCAAAUCUCUGGGAGUCUAAGCUUCAACGGAACCCUAACAAAAGAAGACGAAGAGAUGUCAAAGUCGGCUCUCUCUACGUUUAGGGCAAAGGAAGAAGAGAUCGAGAAGAAGAAACUUGAGGUUAGAGAGAGAGUUCAGGCUCACUUGGGACGCAUUGAAGAAGAAAGCCGACGUCUAUCUACUAUUCGCGAGGAGCUUGAGGCACUAACAGAUCCAAUGAAGAAAGAAGUCUCACUUGUUCGUAAGAAGAUCGACUCGGUCAACAAGGAUUUGAAGCCAUUGGGGCAAACUUGUCAGAAGAAGGAGAAAGAGUACAAAGAAGCUCUUGAGGCUUUCAAUGACAAGAACAAGGAAAAAGUACAGCUAAUUACCAGAUUGAUGGAGCUGGUGAGCGAAAGCGAGAGAUUGAGGAUGAAGAAGCUGGAGGAGCUGAGUAAGAGCAUAGAAAACAAUACGCUAAGAUUGAUUAGCCUAAUGCUGAUGACUAAUUAGGUUUGUGUAAUGUAUUUACAGAGAUGACUUGUCUAUUUUUACAUAUGGGUGUCUUGGGUUUGAUUUAAUUUAUAUGGUUUUUUCUUGAUUGUUUUAAUUAGAUUUUGUUGAGGGCAUUUGCUGAUUUAGGAAGGCUAAAUACCCUAUAAACAUGCUUGUAACCAAACAGAUCUCAACUUUGGAUUUUUAUUUAUUUUUUUUGUCAUUAUUCUACUACUAUUCCCUUUCAUUCAA
Messenger RNA from Camellia sinensis, 996 nucleotides. The record is from RefSeq and is a predicted model, not a curated record. NCBI's taxonomy places the organism in Eukaryota, Viridiplantae, Streptophyta, Magnoliopsida, Ericales, Theaceae.